GUUGGAAUUAAAAUCCCCUUGCUUGUGACGAGCGAGAGCGAGUGUCUUGGAAGGAGUUCGAAAAAGAAAAAUUUUUGUCACAUGCCGUACUGAAGAUCCGCGGUCGUGAAGCAUGGCCAACAAAAAGAAGAAAUACAACGCCAGGUUCCCGCCCGCGAGAAUCAAGAAAAUAAUGCAAAAAGAUGAAGAAGUCGGCAAAGUAGCUGCGCCAGUACCUGUUAUCAUCUCACGAGCUCUCGAGCUCUUCGUAGAGUCCCUUGUAACGCGCGCCAGUGAAAUCACAAGGUCGAGAAGUGCCAAGACACUCUCCACGUCUCAUUUGAAGGCGUGCAUUCUGGCAGACGAGCGUCUGUGCUUCUUGAAGGAGUUGGUCUCCUCAGUUCCCGACGUCCAGGGCGACGAGGAGCCCUACGAGGUACCCCCUGUGCGGCCUAAACUUACAGGUGUCCGGAAGCUUCGUGCCAAGAAUGGUAGCAUCGAUGUCGCCGGGCCCAGCCACUCCACCGCAGAAGAGACGGACAGUGCGGAAGAUGAGGAGGACGACUACUUGGAAGAGGAGACAGAUGACGGGAGCAGCGAGAACACAGCCGAGGCUGUGUAUCCGUCACUCUAUCCAGGUGUUCGGAAAACUGCUUAUCUCCAGCCCCCAACAUUUCCACCUAAUAUCCCACACCUGCCUCAGUACCCUGGAAACCUCAUGGCUGGUUCAGCAACGAAGAGCAUGGCCAGCUCAAUGGCAAACAUCAUGGCCAGUUCAUCAGCAGUGGCAACAGCGGCGACGGCUGUAAAUCCAGACGAUGACUAUGAUUCUUGAGGACUUAACAGGACUUCAAGCACACAUACAAAAAAAAAAAAAGCGGAUGUGAUAUGCAACCAACCUCAUUCGCCAAGCCUGGGGUGACUGAAGCGCUUCAUGUGGCAUUCGACGCUCGAGUCGCCAGCUGAUGACUUUUGACCAGUAUAAGUGGAGUGAUGCCAAUGUAGAACUUCAUAGUGUCAUUGGGCAGCCUACCUGUCCGCCAAUUUUAAGUCAAGUCGUGGGUAUUUGUGCUUGCAGUGCCAAUUUUAAGCAUUAAGGAGACAGAAAGUCAAGCCAAGGCACACAGAAAAGUGCAAAAAGCAUGUGAAAGUGCAGUACCCAGUGUUCCCGGUGCAUCGUUCUCGCCGAUUCAUGCAAAGCCCGCUGGAGACCUGGUGUUACACCAUUGCUACUUUGGUGCAGCACCAGUGUUGCCCCGUGGUUGCCUCCUGGUCGGCAGCGAGACUUGCGAGAGUAGUGACUCAAGUGUUUGGCAACACAAAGCCUGGAUUGUUCAAAUGCGUCGGUGUUUUGCUGGACUGCCAUCUCAUCGCCGGGACUCUGCACCGAAGCUGUACGAAGCCUUCAGUUGCACCUAGUGAGCACACCACAUGCUCCGCAUAAAACAUGCCCUGACUGUUCCCGGCCUCAUUUUCCCUAUUUCUCCUUCGCAUUGCCCUUCCUCCAAAAGUGUUCAUUCAUUUGUGUCACCCACGUCAUUUUCGUCACUUAGUGAUGUCCCAGACGAUGCACGUCCGCGUCUGCCACUGAAGCAUCCCUCGAGGUUGUGUUGUACAUAGGCGGCCCCCUUCCUUCCACAUUGUCUGUCAGGUGUGACGUAGUAACUUAAAUUGAACAUAAAAAAAUGCUAAUAAAUUUGAUUUUUUUAGA
Messenger RNA from Rhipicephalus microplus (southern cattle tick), 1690 nucleotides. RefSeq names its product negative cofactor 2 alpha (gene NC2alpha). Gene Ontology annotation, molecular function: core promoter sequence-specific DNA binding; RNA polymerase II general transcription initiation factor activity; protein heterodimerization activity. Lineage: Eukaryota; Metazoa; Arthropoda; Arachnida; Ixodida; Ixodidae. Gene Ontology annotation, biological process: transcription by RNA polymerase II. Gene Ontology annotation, cellular component: negative cofactor 2 complex; nucleus. The record is from RefSeq and is a predicted model, not a curated record.